This is a messenger RNA of Bacidia gigantensis, 2883 nucleotides long. RefSeq lists its product as uncharacterized. Gene Ontology annotation, molecular function: DNA binding; ATP hydrolysis activity; ATP binding. Gene Ontology annotation, cellular component: nucleus. Lineage: Eukaryota; Fungi; Ascomycota; Lecanoromycetes; Lecanorales; Ramalinaceae. The transcript has 2 exons. The coding region runs from base 1 to 2883 and encodes 960 amino acids. The record is from RefSeq and is a predicted model, not a curated record.
AUGGCUUUCAUAUCAUCACCGAUCACUUACCCGCCGAGUUCUUCUCCGCUUGGCCCGACCAUUUGUCAAAAGCGGAAAUCGCCCACGGAUCAUCCAUACCCGGCAAGGCGCUCGUCCUUCCGUAAGCAAGUCAUCGAGAAGGACCUCCCAGGUUUAAGUACUCGCCCCAAAAACCCAAGCCAACCAACCAGGCCGAAGGGGCCUUUCCUUGAUGAUGAUGACGAUGAUGAUGACGAAGAAGUCGAUGCAAAGGGCGUAGACCAAGAGGAUAGCCCACCGUCGACGUCUCUGCGCUCGAGAGAUGCUGCGAACAAUGAUCUUGGGAUCGACCUGAAUCAUGAUAUUGAUGUCCCCAACGUUGGUUCCCAAAUGAGGACUUCUACCGGUCGUUCGUUCCCGAUCCGAAGAAAACAGAACGAGCAGUCUCCAUCAUUCGAGAGACUUAUGGCCGAGCGAUCUAUCACCGAGCCUGGGAAAGCAACGAAAAGCUUUUACGGUGUCGAUAUCCAUGGCUUGCUUGACCAGGCGACCAAGCACAGCGCGCGACCCAAAAAUGUCACACCUGUGGAUUUUCGAGCAUCCAAUGGGACGCAAUUGCCAUGUCACGAAUCAUCAAAGCGUAAUUUGAAGUGCAGAAGUAUGCUCUGGACCGAGAAAUAUAGAGCGCGUAAGUUCACGGACCUUGUUGGGGAUGACCGCACGCACCGAGACGUCUUGCGAUGGUUGAAGGCUUGGGAUUCCAUCGUUUUCCCUGGUUUAGCAAAGCCAACACCGCUUAGAAAGACGACCGAGGUCGAAGACGCGAAGACUCACAAGAAAAUCUUAAUGUUGACUGGACCCCCAGGGCUGGGUAAGACCACUUUGGCACAUGUCUGCGCCAGACAAGCCGGCUACGAAGUUAUGGAAAUCAAUGCUAGUGACGAACGGUCAAGCGCUGUUGUAAGGGGUCGAAUCAAGGACGCUGCUGGUACGGAGACCGUGAGAGGUGCCAAACGAAGCUCAAAGCAAGGCAAAACUCCCAAGGCGGGUAGACCUGUCUGUGUUGUCAUCGACGAGGUUGAUGGUGUGGUUGCUGGUAUUGGUGCUGGUGGUGAAGGUGGCUUCGUCAAGGCUCUUAUCGACCUUGUUGCCUUGGAUCAAAAGAGCAGCCAACCUCUGACCUCAACGACAGGCAAUGUCUUGAAGACGAAACACAAAGGUGAAAGAUUCAGGCUAAUGAGACCAUUAAUACUCAUCUGCAACGAUGCUUAUCAUCCUUCGUUGCGUCCUUUACGAACGUCCACUGUGGCGGAGAUCAUUCACAUCCGAAAUCCCCCACUCGACAAGGUCGUGACUCGUCUCAAAGCUAUAUUCGACGCGGAAGGAUUGCCUUGCGAUAGUGACGGGGUACGAAGACUCUGUGAAGCGACUUGGGGCGUUGGGAGUAGGAAGAGUGGCUCGGAACAAGCUAGCUCUGAAGGUGAUCUGAGGGGCUGUCUGGUGGUGGGCGAAUGGGCCGCCUCGAAAUUACGAGCGUGCUACCAAACAGGCGCACGACUGACCAAACACUGGGUCGAGGAGAAUCUGACGGAAAGUCUUGGUCAAGCAGGUGGUGGGUCGCGCGGGCUGGGAAGGGGAGGGACGAAGGAAGCAGUAGACCGAGUCUUCCUGGAAGGGGCUGGCAUUAGUCGCUCAGAACCUCGGUCUCAGCCUUCACAUUUCUCGACUGCUGAAGGUGACUCUGCUACUGGGGUUCGAGAGGCAGCUAGAAGGACUGCUACAGAUCGCUUACGAGAGGUUAUCGAAACGACGGGCGAGAGCGAUCGAAUCGUGACUGACUGCUUCGCUGCCUACGCAUCUCUACCUUUUCAGGACGAUACUUUCCUGACGAAGCCCAACACAGCAUGUGACUGGUUGCAUUUCCACGAUCAGCUUUCGUCAAAGGUGCAUGUUGGACAGGAGUGGGAGCUGGGUGCAUACCUAUCAAGCCCCAUCCUAGCUCUCCACCACCUUUUUGCUUCCCCUGCAAGGCAAAACUGGGGCAGUCAGAGAAAGUUUGUUGAUGAGCCAGACGAAAGUCAAUCUGCCCUUGCUGGGCCAAAGGCGCAUUUCAUAGCGUUGGAGAUGCUAAAGCAAAACACAGCUGUGCUUCAAGGCUUGCAAACAUCACUUACAAUCCCGCUGAUGCGAUCUUUUCGCUCAAUUAAAGACCUCUCGAUGGAACUCGUACCAAGUCUGAUGAGGAUGAUGACACCAGAGGUCCAACCCGUUACUGUUGGCGGCAGCGGUGAUCAAGCCGGAGUGGUCAGCGUUCGAAAAGGGAGGGAAAAGGAGAUGAUAGCGCACGCUGUUGGAGUCAUGCACGCGGUGGGCCUGACUUUCGAGAGGGCUCGAGUGGAUACAGGACGAAACGGAUUGACAAACUGGAUUUACCGUAUGGAACCCCAGCGUUCCAGACAACUAGAUCACGUAGCGAGCUUCGAGACUGCAAGCCAAAAAGUGCAGAAUGCCGGCCCGACAAGAUACGCCAUUCGGCAGGCAAUGGAUCAGGAGUACCAGCGUUACAUAGCCCAGAAGAGUGCUGAAGCGCGCCAAGCUCGAUACCAAGCAGGUGGCGAUACCGAGGUCGACGCUUUGCCAUUCGAUGCCGUUGACUUUCAAGCCAAGACUCUGGUGGAACAUAGUCAUCCAAACCCGGCCGCAGUGAAGCGAGAUUUCUUUGGGAGGCCCAUCGAAGACCAUUCGAAAAGUGCACAAAACGUCACUACAGGGAAUAAAUGUAGGCCAAGGCCAAUUUCGAGUGGCAAGGGCAAAGCGGGGCAGGUGUGGGUGAGUUUUCAUGAAGGUUUUUCGAAUGCGGUCAGGAAGCCUAUAACGUUAGCGGAGCUGCUCAGAGAUAUGUGA